AUGCGAAAAACAUAUGAAUCGGCGAGCAGGCUGAAUAAGAAGAUGAAAUCUUAUAGAAGAAGGGUUUUAGACCCAGGAACAAAAUUGGACGUAAUCAAGGACGAUGAUAACCUUGAGAACAUUGAUGAUUAUUGGAAGACUGCAGAAUCUGUGCUUAGGGAUGAUACUACAAUCGAGAUAGAGGAGAGUUCAAUAUAUAAAAGCGAUACUGUGGAAGAGAGAAACGAAAAUGAUGAGCCAAAUACUCAGAGUGAUACCUUAUUUGACAUAAAGGUUAUUAGGGAGAGCUUGUCUGCCAAAUCCAAGGAAGUUCAGAUUCCUUCCUGCAGAGAGUCAUUAGAAACCAACAGCAUUCUUGAGAACGAGGGCCCUCCAAGUUCGUUUGAAAGCAUCGAGGGCGAAAAUGAAAACUGUAAUGAGAAUGUAAUGGGUGGAAAUGGUUUUAGUGAUGGGAUUGGUACUUCAGACUUCAGAAUAGAAGAGAAAUAUAAUACAGUCAGCAACGAUAGCAGAGUUCUAUCAAGGGGAGUUCUGGAGGGCAAAGGAAUAAGUCCUGCAAAGGAGAUGAGAGAUAGAUAUAGAAAAAGACUACAAAGCCUUGGAAAGGAGUCUGAAAGACCUGUAGCAAGAAAAAGUAUGAUCCAGUCUAAAGAAAUAUAUGAGUAUAAAGGAGAAACCAUUUACAAUUCGGAUGGAAAAGAAGUUGCCGUGACAAACAUAUCCGGGCUAUAUAGGGGAAGAAGCGCUUUUGAGCCUCUUGUGACAUCAAGCAUGCUUGAAACAGCGAUUCUGUUUCUCAACAAUCUGGCAUUCAUAAAACCUGAAAAGGCUGUCUGUAAUUUUUCAAUCUUCAUGAUCAAGGGAACUGCAUGCAUAGAAAUGGGCCAAGAUAAAAUAAUUCUGAAGAGAGGAAGCAUUUGUGUCAUUGAAAAAGAGACCGUAUAUUCUAUUAGCAACUCUUUCGGCACAGGAUGUACCAUAUUGCUAACUUAUUCCAUCAUCUGA
This is a messenger RNA of Encephalitozoon romaleae SJ-2008, 1005 nucleotides long. RefSeq lists its product as hypothetical. Lineage: Eukaryota; Fungi; Microsporidia; Unikaryonidae. The coding region runs from base 1 to 1005 and encodes 334 amino acids. The transcript has a single exon. The record is from RefSeq and is a predicted model, not a curated record.